Molecule: messenger RNA, 354 nt
Organism: Lucilia sericata (common green bottle fly)
Lineage: Eukaryota; Metazoa; Arthropoda; Insecta; Diptera; Calliphoridae
Product: tyrosinase inhibitor-like
Exons: 2
Coding region: 86-304 (72 amino acids)
Source: RefSeq, a predicted model, not a curated record
UAAUAACAAAAUACAAUUUGCUCAUAGUGACAUCAAUCUUUCAUCAGACAUCAACAUCAUCAGUCAAAUAGUUAAAGAUUUUAAAAUGAAAUUUUCUGUUUUUAUUUUCCUUAUUGUUGCGUUAGUGGCCUCCCUUACGCCUUUCGCUGCAGCUAGCCCAAUAUUGGAGAAUAUUCAAACUAAUAAUGAAAUUGUGCCACAGAAACAACCUAAAGAAUGUCAAGCUCUAGGAGGACCCUGUUUUUAUUCAGAUGAAUGCUGUGGCAAACGUUGUAACUUUUAUGCCCACAAAUGUACAACGUAAAUUAUUUAAUUAUUGUUAAAUAAAUCUAGAUGAAUUACAUAUUAUUUCGA